AUGUUAACAAAGAAUAUUCUCCAAUUUCUUAUUGUUUACUCUUCCUUUCAUUUAGUAGGUAAUUUAUAGUAUGUAUGACAUAGCUACUUCAUCAUGCGGAUUACAUUAAUACUACUAAUCUGGGAUGAUGGGUGGAUGUCGAGACUGCUUUGAAAAUUGUGAAACAUGUUCUAAUUCAUCAAGUUGUUAGAAAUGUUUUGAUGGAUACUAUUACACAAAAGAACAAAGCUGUUUUAUGAGUUUUUGUUCAGAUGAAAACGUAUGCAAACCUUGUCCAUCUUUUUGUACUAAAUGCACUUCAGACACUAUUUGUAGUGAAUGUGCAAGUGGGUAUUAUAUAAAAUCAGGAUCAACUACUUGUUCAAAAUGUUUUAGAGCUUGUCUAACUUGUUAGGAUAGUGAAGACAAUUGUACAAAUUGUAUUGAUUUAAGUAAUUAAUCAAUACCAACUUGUGAUUGUUAAUUACCAACAAAAUAUUUAGAUACUUCAACAUAUUUUUGUUUAGAUUGUUAAUCACCUUGUAUAAACUGUAGCACAGUAACAUCUUGUGAUUCUUGCAUUUCAACUCACAUAUUAAAUAAUCAUACAUGUAUUCCCUGUACUAAACCUUGUUAUGAAUGUAAUACAACAAUAACAACAUGUGUCUCAUGUAUUGAUAAUUUACAUUAAUCAACACCUACUUGCUAAUGUGAGAAUGGAUAUUUUUUAAAUACUUAAACAUUUAUGUGUGACUAAUGCUAAUUUCCAUGUUUAACUUGUGAAACAACUACUUCUACUUGUUUAUCAUGUUCACUAACUUAUACAUUAAUUUCAAAUAGUUGUUCAUGUUAAAUCAAUGAAUUUGAAGCUGAUACAAAUCCAAAAAGUUGUUUUGGUUGCUUAAGUCCUUGUUAUACAUGUUCAGGUUCAUCAACAAAUUGUCAAUCUUGUAUAACUGGAUUAAAUAGACAUUUAAAUAAUUAAACUUGUAUUUGUGAUGAUAGUUAUUUUGAAGAUGAAUCAUGCAAACCAUGUAAAUUACCAUGUAAAAAUUGUUCUUCAGAGAAUACUUGUCUAUCUUGUAAUGAUUAACUCAUACAAAUUUUGCCAUAAUGUAAUUGUUAAGAUGGAUAUUUCAUGGAUGAAUCAUUUCAAUGUUAAUAAUGUAGUCAUCCAUGUAUUAAAUGUCAUAUAGAUUCUAAUUCAUGUUUAGAAUGUGCUUCUACAUUCAAUAUCAAUAACACAACUAAGAUUUGUUAUUGUUUGGAUGGAUAUUAUGAAGACUUAAAUUAUAAUCCAUCGAAAUGUGAAUUGUGUAUUGGAACUUGUAAAACUUGUAAAAAUUCAUCAACUUUUUGUUUAUCUUGUAUUGAUGAACAUUAACUUAUAAAUGAAUUAAAUUAAUGUAUAUGCAAAGAUGGAUAUGUUCUGAUUGGUAAUUCAUGUGAGUUAUGUGUUCCUCCAUGUACUAAAUGUUAAACAACUACUGAGACUUGUACAUUAUGUUAAGAUAUUCAUCAUAUAAUUGAAAAUGGCGAAUGUAAAUGUGAUUAAGGAUGGAUAAGUGAUUAGAAUAACAAUUGUAUUAAAUGUUAAUUACCUUGUUAAACUUGUUCAGUAACUUAGAAUCAUUGUGAUUCUUGUAAUGAUGAUAAUCAUAUUCUUAAUGAAAAUUUCAAUUGCAUAUGCAAAGAUUCCUUUUAUGCUGAUUCCUUAAGUUCCUGCACUCCUUGUUAACCAUUAUGUGCAACUUGUGACCAAUAUGGAUGUUUGACAUGUUUAGAUACAAAUCAGAUAUUAAUCAACAAUUAAUGUUAAUGUUAAAAUGGAUAUUAUAUGAACAAUUAUUCAUGUCAAGAAUGUUAAACACCAUGUCUAAAUUGUACAAUCAGUGCUAAUCAUUGUCUAUCUUGUGUUGAUAAUACUAAAUAUAUUUUAGAAUAAAAUUUAUGUAAUUGUAGAGAUGGAUAUUAUUUUAGUGAAAAUUUAUGUCUAAAAUGUUCUCCUCAAUGUUAAACUUGUGUAGAUGCUUCUAAUAAAUGUCUUAAAUGUUCAAACACAAAUUUAAUUUAUAUUCAAAACGAAUGCUAGUGUCAAAUUGGAUCCUAUUAUAAUGAAGAUUUUAAAUGUUAAUUAUGCAAAGUUGGUUGUAUUAGCUGCUAUUCAUAAGAAAAUUGUACUGAAUGUUAAGAAUAAUAUUACCUAAACGAUGCUUAAUAAUGUCUGAAUUGCAUUGAAAAUUGUAAACUAUGUUAAGAUUAUUAAUCUUGUGAUUAAUGCUAAGAUGGAUAUUUCUUUGUUGAUAAUCAAUGUAAAGAGUGUAUUCCAGAUUGUAAAACAUGUGUAAAUUAAUCAGAUAAUUGUACUUCUUGUAUAAAGACAUUUGAUUUAGUUGAUAAUAAAUGCAUUUGCAAAUAAGGAUAUUACAGAGAUAAUGUUGAUUGUUUUCAAUGCUAAUUUCCAUGUGAAAUUUGCAUUUCCCAAUAAAUUUGUACAUAAUGUUCUUAGAUCUAACAUAUUAUUCUUGAAAAUGAUUCUUGUGUCUGUUAAUAAGGGUAUUAUUUAUCUAAUUAAAACUAAUGUUUAGAAUGCAAUUUCAGAUGCAAAUCAUGCACUUCAUAAGCUGAAUGCACAAAUUGCUUUAUUGAAUAGAAUAGAAUUUUAUAAAAUAAUGAUUGUAUCUGUAAUUCUGAGUAUUUUGAAUCUGAAAAUAAUGAAUGUUUAUCAUGUGAUUCAAUUGAAGGUAAAAGCAAGGAAGAUUGCAAAUAUAAAGAUUGUACUGAUAAACAAUGGACAUAUGGAGAAGAUUGCGAUGAUGGAAAUACAAUUGAAAGAGAUGGAUGUACUAAUUGUAAAAUAGAUCCUAAUUACAAAUGUAUCAAUAAAAUACUUGAAUCUUCAAUUUGUUUUAAAUGUAGUGAUAAUUGCAAUUAAUGUGAUUUUAGUAAUACAUUAAAUUCAACUAUUUGUACUAAAUGUGAGUAAGGAUACUUCAUUCAAUAAUCAGUCUGUGUUAAAUGUGCUCAAUAAUGUCUAUAAUGUAUAAAUAGUGCAUCUAACUGCACUUCAUGCCGAUUUAAAUAAAAUAUUUAAGGAUAAUGUUUAAAAUGUGAAGAUAUUGUUGGUUUAUACUCUAAUUUUGAAAAGAACACAUGUUAUUCUAAAUGUGGAGAUGGAAUAAUGAGUGUUGAUGAAGAAUGCGAUGACAGUAAUAUAUUAAAUGGAGAUGGUUGUGAUCGCUCAUGCAGAUUAGAAAAAUAAUUUAUUUGUAAAGGUUCAGUUUGUAUCAAACCUGAAUUACCAAUUCCAAUUCUAAUAUAAGCAGGUGAUCACUCUAUAUACAAUAAUAUUAGAUUAUUUUAAUUAUCAUAUAACAUACUUAUAGAAUUUAACAAUGAUAUAGAUUUUAAUAAGGAUGUUGAAGUAAUCAUUCUGAAUGGUUAGGAAGAAAUAAACAUAAAAUAAUAAUGUGACAUCUCUUCUGAUAUGAAUAGGAUUAAUUCAUCCUAACUCAACUUAACUGUUAAUUUUUUGAUAUCAUUUAAUUAAAGCAUAAAGAACUAAGAACUCAAAAUUAGCUUUACCAACCUUUCUCAUUUUAAAUCUAACAAUGGUUAUCAAUAAUAGUAAUAGAUAGUAACAACCAAAAUUGCUGAUAUUAUUUUUGUUGAUGUAACUACAGUUGAAUAGGUUGAAAUGGCUUCUUCAAGCAAUUAAUAUAUUCUGUAUGCUAUUGGAACAAUGAGUGGAACUGCUCUUUUAUUUGGAGGGUUAGAUAUCUUUUAUAAUCUUCUAGAUACAAUACAAAUAUUGUCAUAUUUAAAGUAUAUUAAUUCUUAAUUUCCUUUUAAUUUAUAAGAGUUUUUUAAUUGCUUUGAAUUUGUACAAAUGAAUUUCAUUUAAAAAUAUUUCAAUUUUUAUGACCUCUUUAACUUAUCUCUGAUUGAUGAAAAUGUUAACAAUAUUCCACUCAAAAUCAAAUAAGAUAAUUUAACACCUCUGUUUAUAAUAAACAGUGCAUCAGUUAUUUUCAUAUGGUUUACUUUAAUUCUGAUAUACAUAGUUUCAAAAAAGAUUCCAUAUUAUUUACACCGACUAGAUUUUAAAUACUAUGAUGAUAUCCCAAAUAAAAAACCCAGCUUGAUCCUUAAAAUUAAAUACCUAAUUUUAGCUAUGAAAAUAUCUAUAACAAGUUUUUGUCUAAAAGUAUUACGAGAAUUCUUUUGCAGUGGAAUAUAUAGAGUUUUGAUUACAACUGCUUAUGAUUUCACUUUUGCUAUAGUCCUUUAAUUGUAUUCAUUAGACAUAAUGUCAUAGAAUAUUUUAAUAAGAUUAUCCUCAAUACUUGCAUUAUUAACAUUUCUCUUCUACUUAUUUAUUAUUUUUCAUAUAAUUAAGCUCAGUAGUUAAGAUAAAUAUGCAUUUACAAAUUAUCAAAAUAACCUCAAAUAUGGAACAUUAUUUGAGGGUAUUAAGAAGAAUAAUGUAGGCAAAUAUUUUAAUUCCAUCCUGCUGAUUAAGAAACUAUUUUUUAUGUUAACUUUAAUAUUUUGUUAUGAAGCUCCAUCUGUUUAGAUAAUAAAUUUAAUUAUCUUUACUUCUGUACAAGCUUAUUUCUUACUAUCUUUUAAACCACUUACUGAUUCUAAAGAAUUCAUAAAACAAUUUAGCUGUGAACUUAAUAUUACUAUAACAUUAUUAUUAUUAUUGAUAUUAAGUUUGAAUGAAUAAUUAAGAAUAUUGACAGAAGAUAUGAAAGAUUAUUUAGGAUGGGGUUGCAUUGCAUGUAUCACUGCUAUUUUAUUAAUAUAAUUAAUUUUAGAUGCUAUUCAACAAUGGAUAUUUCUAUUAUAAAAAUAUAAAAAGUUAAAAAGAUUCAUUAAUAAUCUUUUAAAACUAUUUAAACCAACCUUAUUAAAAGAAAUCGAUCAUAACAUAUUUAUGACAGCAUGA
Molecule: messenger RNA, 4933 nt
Organism: Paramecium pentaurelia
Lineage: Eukaryota; Ciliophora; Oligohymenophorea; Peniculida; Parameciidae
Source: the annotation of a GenBank genome assembly